Molecule: messenger RNA, 2402 nt
Organism: Rhododendron vialii
Lineage: Eukaryota; Viridiplantae; Streptophyta; Magnoliopsida; Ericales; Ericaceae
Exons: 6
Coding region: 750-2363 (537 amino acids)
Molecular function (GO): protein binding
Source: RefSeq, a predicted model, not a curated record
UUGAAAAAUUUCAAUCACAGCCACCUAACACCGUUGUCCACAAUAAUAGACAGAAAGCCACCAACACCACCGAUCAGCCGCCUCUGGCAACCGCCAAGCUGCCACUGGCACACCUUAUCAGAGAGACACAAGGUGCACAGAACAAAUCAAAUUGCCGCGGAAGCUCAACCCUACCGUUAGGCAAGAACCGAGGCACCCAACAGUGAUCACGGCGGGAGCCAUGCCACCCAAACCACCAGAUUCUCUUGCCGUUGGGCCAAAAUAAAACUACUUGGGAGAAGACUGACCGGAAAAACAAACGGAAAGAGAAGACACGGCCGAGAAAGGGAUGACAGGGAUGUUGAAAGUUAAACUUAAUUGUAUUAUUGUGUGUGCAUGUGUGUGGGCCGUGAAGAGACAAAGAAGAUGAGAGAGGGAGAUUGUGUAUAAGUAAAGUGUGGGUGGCCAAGCCAGCAAAUAAUAUAGCUGUGCAAUAGCGUGGUGUUGUCUGUGGAAUAAAAACUAGAGGUUGGGGAGUAGCUCAAGUUGUAUGGCUGUGAUUGUGUGAAAUUGUGUAUAAGUAAUGUGUAUGUGUGGGAAAUGAGAGAGUUAGAGAACAAAGAAGUGAGAGAGAGUCAGAGAGAUCAGGGAGCCCCUGAGGGGGUCUCUCCCAAUCAAUAGUGGAGUAAAUUGUGUGUGAGAGAGGAGAGAAGUGUGUGAGAGUUGUGUGUAUGCAAUUUUGUGUUUAUAGAUUAAUAAAAGAGUAGUGAAUGUCUCUCUUGAUUCCCAACAAUGAGAGAUGCCGUGAGAGAAGAAGACCAACAAAUAGAGGGUAUGGGGUCGGGAAAAAGAGGGAGGAGAGAGGGAGAAAGAAGGGAACCGAGAGAACCAUACCAGAAACGCCAAUCUCGUUGAAACGUUUGGCUAUGGAGAUUGUUGAAUCAUUUCCUAAUCUUGCCGGAGCACAUGAUAAAAAUGGAAACACUGCAUUGAAUAUGUUGGCGAGCAAACCCGUUUCCUUUAAAAGUGGGUCAUCCUAUUGGCUUAGGAAUAUUGGCAGUAGGCCCUUCAUUCCCCUACAGUUCCUUUUGUGUCUCGUCUACCUUUGCAUCCCAGUGUGGAUAAAUGAUUCUAAGCUUACCGGAGAUGUAGAGGAUCCCCAGAGGAAUGAACCCGUUAUCUGCCAAUCAAAAGGCUCUUUCGUCGAAAAUAUUAUCUCAGUGGUGCCUUGGCUUAAUGGAGUUCAUGAGGUAAAGAAAAAGCAUGCAUGUGCCCUGAACCUAGCGAAAAGGUUGAUUGCAAAAGAAGAAGAUUGGAGCCAUUACACCAACUCAUGUGGAAGGUAUAAUUAUGACGACGAUGAUGAUCGGCCCAUUUUUACUACUAAAACGAGAAGAAACCCGCUUCUUCAAGCGGCAGAGAACGGCAUUCAAGAGUUGGUGGAAGAUAUCCUCGGGAAAUUCCCCGAGGCUGCGUACUGCUUCGAUAGCAACGGGAAGAACAUAUUUCACAUAGCAGUGGAGAAGAAAGACGAGAGAAUGUACUGGUUCUUGAAGAAGAACGUUGCUAGAAAGGAAGGGAUGAUGGCAGCUCUUGAUCAUGGUAGAAACUCCAUUCUGCACCUUGCAACCAAACCCGGUGCUAAUCCUGGAGUUCUCCUUGGAAACUUGAACCAGAUGGCAUGGGAUGUAUAUUGGUUCAAGCUUGUAUAUUAUGAUUCUCCUCCUCAUCUUCCAUGGUACCCAAACUCCGACGGGAAGACGGCAACCGAGCUGUUCGAAGAUAACCACUCAAGACUACGAAAAGAUGCCGAGGAAGCCCUAAAAUCAAUGAACAAUAGCCUGCUCCUCGUCUCCGCACUCAUCGGGACCGUCAACUACGCUGCAGUUUUCACUCUCCCCGGAGGCUUUGAUUCCAACAGAGACAGCCGGGGUCCCGGCCGCCCGGUCCUGUAUGGUACGGACAAAGAGCGAGGCCUACUCCUUUUCUUGUGGUUCACUGGCGUCGCCCUGUAUGCCGCCUUUUUAUCGAUGGUGUUGAUGGUCGUGAUCCAGCUGUCCAAGUUCGCGAGCAGCGACUUCUUCACUGCAUUGCCCUUCAGGUACAUCAUCGCUAUAACAGCGUUGUACGUCUCUGUCGUCUUCACGAUAUUGGCCGUCUUCGAAGCCUAUGACAUCAUCGACUUACACAUCAACGUAUAUAUCUUCCUGGGGCCGGCCCUCGCAGUGCUAACCAUUGUUUUCAUCGACGUCGUGUACCUGACUCUGUGUCGCCUGUGUCUUGCGUUUUGUUGCUCACUUUCGCACCGAGGCCACAUGUUUGAGGCAGUCAUCGUUAAGCAUAGUAUUGAGGAAGCUAAGUUGUACGACCCUACGAGUAGGUGAGGCUGCGGACCGAUCAGCUAAUUCAUUCUGUUCUACUUU